AUGGACUUCCUUUUGAGUCAAUCGCAUGGGCAUAGCUUUCAAGAAGUGGAGGGUUUAGAAACAUAUUAUUCCACUGACCGCUUCAAAACGUCUGACGACGAAACCACUUCGCAUUCAUCUCAAUCAAGUCUUUCUAUUGACGAUGAAAAUAUGCCUGAAAAUGUGAUUCUGCCGUACCAGUUCGAACCAGAGUUUUCUUCCAACGAAGGUGUAGAAGAAGGAGAAUUAGAAGAGGAGCAUCAACACGACGAUGAAAAUGCUCGUACCAGAAAUUCAGACUGGUGUACAUGUGGAAAUUGCCAAAUACUGAACAGAAAUGAGGAAUGUACGUGCUGUUUAGAGUUUCCUCAAAUGUGCGACAAAAACAGUCACGCAGUAGAGAUGGGGGAGGUUGCUGAAACCCCAGUUUGUAUAACUCAGCAUCCAGGUUUCCAAGCUGUUUUCCAAGCUGUUUGUCUCAACAGAUGGGUGCUGCAGACAGCCUGGUACCAAUAUAAGCAGCAAUAUUCUCAGUCCUAUGGAGGUCCCCAACAUAAACUUAACAGGCACAUAGCCUAUCGUCAACUUGUCAGAUGCUGCUGGGGUAUUCUUGGCAAAGAAAUGAGUCCCUUUGCCAUCAUGUGCAGUGUGUUGCAUUAGAGCACACUUUCCUCCACCAGAAUUUGAAGAUGACUUCCAGUUCGAGGGUUUUCAUUUUCCAGAUAAAUAAGAAAAAGCAGGUUCAUAUGGUGACAAAAAAAUUAUGCACCCUUUGUGCUUUGACUCUAUGUUUUAAAUUUGAUUUUUUUUGGUAAAAACCAAUAAUAUUAACCAUUAGGACAUCUACAGUCAUCCAAAGUCAUUGUUGUUUUGUAAACAAAUUAUAUAAUUUCUUAGGGAAAGUCCCACAAAGAAACAAAGAUUAAAAUACAUGUUCUACUGUUUGUAAAAACAGGAAAUGAUUUUCUGUCUUUUACCUCAUACACAAAUGCUAAUUGUUUUUUUGACUUUGCGGGGGGAUUGGUUUUAUUUUACAAAUAAAGAAGGCUAAGCCAUGUAUUACACUGUGAUAAAAGAUGACAGGCAUUUUAGAACACAAGGGAAAUGUAGAGAAUAUGAGCCGUAGGUGAAUAGUGUUUUCUACAUUUCUCGAGUGUUCAAAUGUCCGGAGUAUUUUAUCACAGUGUAACACAUGGCUUAGCCUUCUUUAUUUGCCUUAUGAUAUUGAGGUGAUGGGGCGAAAAACAAUAAAGCACACUUUUUCUAUGUUACUCAGAUAAAACUGGGUUUUUGACCAAUCAGAGCGUGCCCAGGGUCAUAUCUAUAUUAUGAUGGAUGAUAAAAUGUCAUGUCAAAACAAUCCAAAUCCCUUCAGUGCAGAGAUCACUGAUUCCCCUGGGAAACAAUAGCUGUAAUUAACGACUCUCAUUCAUUUGAGUUGUACUUGAUCACAGUUGCAUGCAAAUUAGUCCACAUUCGUGCAGCCAAAUUGUAGGGUUUUUAUCGGUUAAACCUGGUCCGGUGUUUAUGGAAAAGUUCUUGUUUUCUUGGAGGUGCACUCCCUGAGAUGUUUUUGGGGAGAUGGUGUGCUUCAGGUUCAAUUUCAACUUCACCGGUUUCACAGGCAUUGGUAACAGUGUCCAUCAAAACCAUAACAUGUGCAUAGGACUUUUUUUUUUCUUCUAUUGGCUUAGCCACCCACUGUGCCUUUGGGAAGCUAACCUUGCACCUGGCUUCACCAGCACGUGGCCCAGAUUGGAUGACUGCCUGCUUUCUUCCACAGUUUGCAUUGUGAUCGAGUGCUGUGAGUUGUGCGUGUGCCACCAUGCCUUUGUGUGAAAAAUGCUCACGCUUUGGACAGUACUUCAAAUAUUCAGAGUGAUACACCUCAAGCUCUCCAGUGUGGCAAAAUUCAGUCAGCUUCUCAAUGUCCUUGAACACCCCCUCCUCAAGGGCAACAUAGGCAGGUAUCAGGCUUCAGCUACUUCCUUUUCCUGAUCUGAGCACUGGUCAGUCUUGGAUGGCAACACUCAUGAAAGUGGGUGUAGCCAUUCCACUUGUGUUUGUUUGUCACAUGAAACAGGACUGCCACUUUUCUUUCAGCACUUCAGCAUUGCCAUCACAUGUUGCAGAACACCACCACAUGUGGUUCGACACUGAACGGAUCCAUGGAAGGAGAUCUUCACAUCCUU
Molecule: messenger RNA, 2171 nt
Organism: Orbicella faveolata
Lineage: Eukaryota; Metazoa; Cnidaria; Anthozoa; Scleractinia; Merulinidae
Source: RefSeq, a predicted model, not a curated record